AUGGAUAUUAUUACAAUCGGAGGUUUGGUUGCUGUUGUUGCUAUCGUUAUUGGAUCAUGCUUUACUAUUUAUAAAUUAUUAACGCGAGAAACAACAUUUGAAGAGGUUUAUGGAAAUGAUAUGGCUAAACCUUUGGUUGCAGAAAAAGGCAAGGUAAAAGGGAGGCGUAAUCAUUCUAAAAGGCAAAGUCCAAAGAAGGAAACUGAUAAUAAGGAGGUUCAUGUUUCUGAAGAUGAUGAAGCUAGUGGUGAUUUUGUGGUUGUUAAACAAAUGGAGGAAGCAGUCAAAGUGUCAUCUUCAACUUCUGAGGUUAACGAUGAGUUGGAGAAUUUGCGGGUUGAAAAUGCGGAGCUGAAAAAAGAGAAGAAUGAACAGGCCGAACAACUUGUCGUCUAUGAGGAAACGAUUAAAAACAAGACUGUUGCAUCGAAACAGAUGGAUGAUGAAAAUAAGAAACUGCGUUCUAAAAACGAUCAAUUCUCCGCACAAUUAGAAAAACAGCUUAGGGAGUUGGAACAAUUGGGCGCUGAGAAUGCUCAAUUGAAACGAGAGAAGAACGAGCAAGACGAACGUCAUGUCAUCUUUGAACAAACUGUGAAGAACAAGCUUAUUGAGACUCACCAGUUGGGUGAUGAAAACAAAAAGUUACGUUUGAAAUGUGAACAAUUUUGUGAGCAAUUGGAAAAGAAGAAAACAGAGAUUACUAAGUUUUGCGAAGAUCGCGACAUGGCUAUGAAAGAGGUGCUGAAACUUCGUGAAGAGCGUGACCUUGCAAAAACUUUUAUGGAGAAAGCAGCUGCCGACAUUCAUUCAAAAGAUAUUAUGAUUCGGAAUAUUGAGACUAACUUUGAACAUCAACGUCAAGCUCUUCAAAUUGAAUUCAAUGUUAGCUUUUUGUUUUGA
Meloidogyne enterolobii is the source of this 903-nucleotide messenger RNA. Lineage: Eukaryota; Metazoa; Nematoda; Chromadorea; Rhabditida; Meloidogynidae. The record is from the annotation of a GenBank genome assembly.